This is a messenger RNA of Podospora pseudopauciseta, 2390 nucleotides long. RefSeq names its product Zinc resistance conferring protein (gene ZRC1). The transcript is spliced from 5 exons. NCBI's taxonomy places the organism in Eukaryota, Fungi, Ascomycota, Sordariomycetes, Sordariales, Podosporaceae. Gene Ontology annotation, molecular function: zinc ion transmembrane transporter activity. The coding region runs from base 553 to 2229 and encodes 558 amino acids. Gene Ontology annotation, biological process: intracellular zinc ion homeostasis; zinc ion transmembrane transport. Gene Ontology annotation, cellular component: membrane. The record is from RefSeq and is a predicted model, not a curated record.
CUUGCUAGAACGAGUCUCUACCGAAUGUGAACUCCGACGGCUUUCUCUCGAUUGCUGCGGCGAUUCAAAAAGGCGGGGCAUUCCAGGGCAAGCGGGGCGCCUGAUUGAUGUCACCAGGGCCGGCUUCCUUUCACUGCCACGAGCCAGCACACCUCAGCGAGGGAGCGCAACAAGAUGCCGUUCCUUGCGAUCAGAUCAACGCCAUCUAUCUUCUGAAGCAUCUCUUUGAGGAAGGUCACCGGCAGGGCGGGACAGGGGUCUGAAAGAUAAUCGCAACCCCCGGCCAACGUUUUUUAUUCCUGGACCCGACCGCUGGGCACGCUAGCCAUCUCACACCUUUUUAGUCAACAGCGAGGGGCGGCGAAUUCUCGCCCAGUCUGAUCACGCAAAGACCAGACGUCUCGGUCUGACCUGCGCCAUCGCAAAACACAUCCCAUCUUUUUGUUGUUUUCUCUUUUCAUCCCACUGUUGUUGGCAUAACACAUCGAGCGCGAGAUACAUCACCAACCCCGACUCAAUUUUUGGAGGAAUUCUUUCGGAACGACAUUCAAGAUGGGGUGGUCGAAGUCGACGCGCAUCAAGGUGAUGCUCGUCAUCGACGUCAUGUUCUUCAUCCUGGAGCUCACUGUCGGCUUCAUGGUUGGGUCACUGGCGCUGAUGGCGGAUGCCUUUCAUAUGUUAAACGAUAUCAUCUCACUGCUCGUCGGUCUAUGGGCCGUCUCUGUAGCGGCAAAGGCAACCACCAACAGAUUCUCAUACGGAUGGGUUCGUGCCGAAAUUCUGGGUGCGUUCUUCAACGCUGUCUUCCUCAUCGCCCUUUGCGUUUCUAUCGUACUCGAAGCCAUUUCACGACUCGUUGAUCCACCUGAUAUCGAAAACCCUCAACUCAUCCUUGUUGUGGGCUGCAUGGGAUUGGCGUCAAACUUGGUUGGCUUUGUCGUUCUUGGUGGACACGGACAUUCGCAUGGGCCUGGGGAUCACGACCAUGACCACGCCCACGACCAUGGCGACGGACACUCGCAUACACACGAAGCAGAUGUUAGCACGGCAGAGGAGGGACGCGCCGGCUACCGGGACCUGGCAUCGCCCAUCAACGAGCAGCCUCCUGCUUUGAUCCCUGAAUCUCCGGGUGGAAACAUUCGAUUUUCAACUGAUAGCCAUUCUCGCCAAGGUUCUCGUUCCGGGCACAAGAAACGUCUUCAGGCUGCCCGGCAGCACGGCCGUUUGAGUAUAGACGAUAUCAGCAUCCACCCCGCCAGUUUUCGACAGGAGAUCAUCGCCGCUACCAAACCCCCGGUCGAUGAUGGAUCCAGCAGCGACAGUAAUACUGAGGAUGAAAGUGCGCUCCUUGACGGGCCUGCUCAGGAGGAGCAGCCAUUGCUUGAGCAAAGCGGAGAUGCUGUGAUUCCGGAAGAGGCGGAACCUGCGCAUACUCAUGGGAAACGGUCUAGGCGCAACUCGGUCGUUCACAUUUCGCAUAAUCACAACAAGCCAAAGAAGCCUGGAAAGAAGCACGGCCACAGUCACGCCGAUAUGGGAAUGGACGCCAUGGUCCUUCACGUACUGGGAGAUGCGCUUGGAAAUGUGGGUGUCAUUGCGACCGCGCUCAUCAUUUGGCUGACAGACUGGAGCGGCAAGAGAUACGCUGAUCCAGCGGUUUCUCUAUUCAUUACGCUCAUCAUCCUCAAAUCGGCCAUUCCUCUCACCAAGGCGACAUCCAAGGUUCUUCUUCAGGCCACGCCAGAAAACAUCGACCUGCAAGAAGUCAAGGAGGAUAUCCAGUGUCUUCCCGGGGUUGUCAGCUGCCACCACGUCCAUAUCUGGCAGCUCUCUGAUACCAAGAUCGUGGCCUCGAUGCAUAUCAAGGUCGCCUUCCCUCUCUCCGAGGCUGGUGGCGCGAGAUACAUGGAGGUGGCUAAGAUGGCUAGGAAAUGCUUGCACGCCUACGGUAUUCACAGCGCUACGAUCCAACCAGAGUUCUGUUUGGAUGAGGGGCAUGACCACGAAUCGGUGGUGAAUAUGGGGUUGGAUGGCUCAACAGUUAUCGCGGCGCCAAGGUGUGGAGAGCUAGAAGAGGAGGAUGCGUGCCUCCUGGACUGUGUUGAUGACUGUGUUGGGAAGGGGUGCUGCAACACUUCUGCAGCUGGAUCACGACCAGAAAGCAGCCAUUCUCACUCACACUCGGAUCACGAUCACAGCCAUGAUCACGGCCAUGAACAUCGCCAUUAGGACUGGCUGUUCAGACGGAGCGCAUCAUCAGGGUCGGAGGCGUCGAGCGUGACGCAUGUGGAAUCUACGUCUGGGGGUUCAUUCACUGCGUACCGAGAUUAGUAGUGGUGUGUAUUUUUCUGUCUUGUUAUUAUAUAAGGAAUUACCCCAGGGAUUACAUG